GAGGGUUCGCGUGUUUUCACUACGUUGGCUUUUCUCCCAAAAAGAUUUCGGUGUGGGAAUUUCAAUUUUACAUUUCUGAGGCUAUCGAAAGCUCUUUGACUGGAGACCGCAUCCUGAGAGUUGUGCUGAGUGCGUCUAGACUGAAUCAGUGUGAUCGGGCGUAAUGACGACAGAGGUGGGACCAGAGACGGAUGUGAAGAAGGAACCAGAGAAGGUUCCAGAAGUUCAGCAGCAGACGGAUGCUACACAAACAGACCAGCCCGAAAAACCCACUGACAGCGACACCCAACCCACCCAGACAGUACUGGAGGAGGGGAGCCAGAGCACAGAGCCUAAGACUGAACAGGAAGAGGGAGUGUCUCCUGAAGUCAGCAGCUCUCCUCCUGCCAGUGGGCAGAAAAAAGAGAAGGGCAUCUCACGCUUUCUGCCUCCAUGGCUUAAACGACAGAAAUCACAGAGCCUAGACAAACCAAGCGAGAACGGUACGCCAAAUCAGGAGAGCGUGGAGAACGGGGAGAAGAAGAAAGAGAUAAAAGAGGCGGCGGGUGGAGGACACGCAUUAUCUCCAAGUGCAGAACUGCCGGAGGAAGUGAAGGAGGUGGCAGGAGAGGAGGUGAGGGAGCAGAGCAGGCCAGAGGAGGUGCAGGUGGAGGAGAAAGAUAAGGAGGAGGAGAAGUCCAUUGGCAGUGCUGAGACACAGCCUGCGAGGGAGGAGAAAGAGAGAGAAUCAGAGGAGAAGGAAACAGAGAAAAAGACUGUGAAAGAGGAGGAGCAGGUGACCCAGCAGGAGACGAGCGUCCUGUCUCCACUCAAACUCAGCAAGAAGAUGAAGAUGGUGGUGUGUCACGUGACCUUAUUGGACGGCAGCCUGUUCUCCUGUGAGGUGGAGAAACGGGCUAAAGGCCAGUACCUGUUCUUUGAAGUGUGCGAGCACCUGAAUCUCUUGGAGAAAGAUUACUUUGCUUUGAGCUUUAAAGACAACGCCGAUCAGAGGUGCUGGCUGGACCCUACCAAGGAAAUCAAACGGCAGAUCUGCAACUCUCAGUGGCAGUUUGCAUUCUGUGUGAAGUUUUACCCUCCCGAUCCAUCCCAAAUGACUGAGGACAUAACACGGUUUCUGUUGUGCCUUCAGUUGAGGCAGGAUAUUGCAUCAGGACGAUUGCCCUGUUCGUUUGUCACACAUGCACUGCUCGAAUCAUACGCCCUGCAGGCUGAGCUUGGUGACUAUGACCCAGAAGAACAUCGUCUGGACUACAUCUCAGACUUCCAGUUCGCUCCAAACCAGACCAAGGAGCUGGAGGAGAAGGUGGUGGAGCUGCACAAGUCCCACAGGGGUAUGACUCCGGCCCAAGCAGAUGCCCAGUUUUUGGAGAAUGCAAAAAAGCUCUCCAUGUACGGUGUGGAUUUGCAUCACGCCAAGGAUUGUGAGGGAGUUGAUAUCAUGUUGGGGGUGUGUUCAAACGGUUUAUUAAUCUAUAAGGAUCGUCUGCGGAUAAACCGUUUCGCCUGGCCCAAAAUCCUCAAGAUCUCCUACAAACGCAGCAACUUCUACAUCAAGAUCAGGCCAGGAGAGGCUGAGCAGUUUGAGAGUACAGUUGGCUUCAAGUUGCCCAACCAUCGUGCGGCCAAAAGAGUUUGGAAAGUGUGUGUGGAACACCACACCUUCUUCAGGUUGAUGACUCCUGAGCAGCCCACCAAGACCAAGUUCCUGACUCUGGGUUCCAAGUUCCGUUACAGUGGUAGAACGCAGGCACAGACGCGACAGGCCAGUACCCUUAUCGACCGCCCCACGCCGUACUUCCAACGCACCUCCAGUAAACGCAUCUCAUGCAGUCUUGAUGGAGCUCCUGUGUUGAAUGUGAGUGAUCACAGUCAAGCUCUGACUGCAGGUGCUGGAGAGAACGGUCCGGCCCUGGAGCUCAACUCCGAUACCAAGAGUCCACAGGUGGAGGACGUGGAGAAGCCAAGUGCAGACAUGGCCAUAUCCGCCACCUCUGAAUUGGCCCUUGAGACUGAGAAAGACGGUGCUGGCUCUUCUGAGACAAAGAGCAAGUUGAGAGUGCAGGGGGAAAAUAUAUAUGUCAGACAUAGCAAUUUAAUGUUGGAGGACUUGGAUAAGACACAGGAGGAUGUGUUGAAACAUCAGGCUAGCAUUAGCGAGCUAAAGCGCACUUUUAUGGAGGCUACACCCGAGGCCAGGCCCAGUCAGUGGGACAAACGGCUGACGGGCAGCCCUGCCACCACCCUGCGCCUUCAGGCUCACGGGAGUGCAGAGGACAAACAGAGUCCUGAUGUUAACGGCCAACCAGACGUCGUAGAGGUCGUGGAAGAGACCGUUGUCAUCGAGGAAGUCGUCAAAGCCAAAGCCAAACCCAAAAUCCCCGCCCCUGAGGCAUCCAUCACCACAGAAACAGAGAACGCUCCGGAGGUCAAAGAGGAGAAGAGUUUAUCGUCAGACAGCGAGAGCGAAGAAGAGGCUGAGUACCAUGCUGAACCACCCAGUACGAGCGUCUCGGCUCAGCAAAUCAAAGAAGAUCCUGAGGAGGAGCUGGAGGUGGUGCUUAACCAACAAGCCCCACCCUCUGGGAUCGAGUCACCGCCAACCACAGAAGCAGAACUUGCUGAGCCUGCGCAGCCUGAAGAAGUAUCGACAAAUGAGGUCUCGAUGACGCCGGACGAAGCUCCAAAUGGACACACCCUUGACGGUGAUGUCCCGCCCACUCUCAGUGCUGUUGCAGAAGAGGAGCCGCCUCACAUCGUCAACGGCAGCAUUUCCCAUGUGGAAACUGAGCGCAUGCCACAGGUUAUUUGUUGUUCGGAGCCUCCUGUUGUGAAGACAGAGAUGGUGACAAUUUCAGACACGUUUGCCGCUCAGAAGACUGAGAUAUCCACCAAGGAGGUCCCUAUCGUUCACACUGAAACCAAGACCAUCACCUACGAGGCCGCCCAGAUGGAUGGUAAUGGAGAUGGGGAGCCAGGUGUGCUCAUGACGGCUCAAACCAUCACUUCUGAAUCACUCUGCACCACCACUACCACACACAUCACAAAGACACUAAAGGGCGGACUGUCAGAAACUCGCAUUGAGAAGCGCAUCGUCAUCACGGGAGACUCUGACAUUGAUCACGAUCAGGCACUGGCCCAUGCUAUAAAGGAGGCCAAAGAGCAGCACCCUGAUAUGUCCGUCACUCGCGUGGUCGUCCACAAAGAGACCGAGUUAGCAGAAGAGGACGACGACUAAAGGACAGAGCUGAAAUCCACAACGUUCCGCCAUAUAGGAUCAGUGUUCAUUCAGUCAUCCAUCUGAAAGAGUGAAGAAGUGAUGGGCCUGGCGAGAGAAGAGCUCCUAAUCCUGUAUCAAAACGUUUUCAUUUUCUAACAUCCACAACCAGAACCACUUUUCUAACAUUUGUAGCAUUUUUUUUAAGUGUUUAUCUUCUUUCCUCAAAAGAUUUAUCUUUACCAUUUUUGAAGAUCAGAUCAGAUUUUUGUUGUUUCUAUUGUUUAGUCAUUCACAUUCCUAGUACAUGCAGAGGCAUAAAAGACUCAAAAAAAGAAUUUUUACUCUCCAAUCUUUAUUGGUUUCAUCACUUUAUGGUGGAGUAUUUGUAAUAAUAUGAGGACAGUGAAGGUGAUAUUUAAUGUUUUUUUUUUAAGGGGGGGAAUGGAGCGAGGAUGACGACAGGACUAAAGAAUCAUUUGUAUGAUGUCAUUGUGUGCUUGUAAGGGCCAGUACAGGAUAAAUGGCAUGGUGUUAUUUCUCAAUGGUGGAUGGCAGUGCCAAUCAUUCCUCUAUGCAGUCAAACACAGAAACAUUCCAUCAAGGGGAGAAACUUCUUUCUACCUCUCUGAGAAACAAGACUAAACCUUAUAAAUGCACAAAAAGGAAAAACAUGAAACCUAGGCAGCUUUUGGGAAGGUUUUUGAUUUCCAACAAUUUUCUGGCACCAAUAAUCUGAUAUAUGUUAGUAGAAAACCUUUUAUUAUAAUUAUUUUAUUUUAAAUCUGUCCCUGUCAAUAAACUGAUCAUUUUAGAUGAGGUCAAUCUAUUGCCCUAUUAAAUAUUGUUAAUUUGUUUCAUUCAGAUAUUUCAAUGAAAUGAUCAAAUGACAAAGAACUGCCACUGCUCAAGUUUUAGCCAUAGAUUAAACCCUGUGUUCCCCUCUCUGUAGUCUCUGCUCACAUCGUCUCCAUGCACCCUGUGUAUAGCAAUUAAUAUUAGUAUUGUUUUCUCUUUUUUUAGCAGCUUUAUAUGAUCUGUCAUGUUUUUAUGCCCCUCCCAACCCUUUGUGUAACACUCUUCAAAUAAAAGUUUGUUUAUUCUCGAA
Molecule: messenger RNA, 4325 nt
Organism: Xyrauchen texanus (razorback sucker)
Lineage: Eukaryota; Metazoa; Chordata; Actinopteri; Cypriniformes; Catostomidae
Product: protein 4.1-like
Exons: 23
Coding region: 164-3238 (1024 amino acids)
Biological process (GO): cortical actin cytoskeleton organization
Cellular component (GO): plasma membrane; cytoskeleton
Molecular function (GO): actin binding; structural molecule activity
Source: RefSeq, a predicted model, not a curated record